Ylistrum balloti is the source of this 6355-nucleotide messenger RNA. RefSeq names its product ORM1-like protein 3. Gene Ontology annotation, cellular component: endoplasmic reticulum membrane. The record is from RefSeq and is a predicted model, not a curated record. NCBI's taxonomy places the organism in Eukaryota, Metazoa, Mollusca, Bivalvia, Pectinida, Pectinidae. The transcript has 4 exons. Bases 62 to 523 code for a protein of 153 amino acids. Gene Ontology annotation, biological process: negative regulation of ceramide biosynthetic process; intracellular sphingolipid homeostasis; ceramide metabolic process.
CCGGAUAGUUGAAAAUAACGUAGUAAUAUUCUUCACAACAUUUUUUCAUGAAUCUGCCAAGAUGAACAUAGGUACAGCUACAAGUGAAGAGAACCCCACCCAUUCCUAUCUCAAUAGUAAAGGGAUCUGGUUCACUUACACGCUGGUCAUUUUACUUUUCCAUCUUAUGCUUCUCAGUGUGCCAUUUUUUUCUGUAGCAGUAGCAUGGACACUGACAAAUAUUGUACAUGAUGCGGGAAUGUUUUAUUGCUUGCAUGUCACAAAAGGCACCCCAUGGGGCACCCCAGAACAAGGACAGGCAAGAACACAGACUCAAUGGGAACAAAUUGAUUAUGGACGACAAUUCACGCCCACGAAAAAGUUUCUGACAAUAGUUCCUAUUGUGUUGUUUUUCCUGGCAAGUUUCUACACAAAGUAUGAUAAAGUACAUUUUAUAAUCAAUGCCAUUGCAUUAGCUUGGAGUGUUAUACCCAAAUUUCCACAGUUCCAUGGUGUCCGACUUUUUGGAUUCAACAAAUUUUGAUCAGGAUUUGAUCGAAAGUAAUAGUUAAGGGACAGAAAAAAGACAUAUUGAACCAUGUAGUGUUCAUAAUGCCAAGGGAGCAAAAUAGUGAAAUGUGGAAGAGAUAUUCACAGUGGAAAAAUUGAUGUCUUUGAGGCAGCCUUAGAAAUUCUAUGUAUAGUUUUGGGACGUAAACUAUAAAAAAUAAAAGCAAUUAUAUAUUACAUUAUUUUAAUAUUUGACAGUAAAAUGUUUUUGUUCAGAAACUUCCUUCCUGAAACUGUACUUGUUCCUUAUUAAGUACUUUACGUUAUUGGCGAAAAAUUCUUUAGUCUAGUUCUUAUAAAGCAUGUGAGGAGUUCAGAAGUCUUGCACAUACAAAACAUGGUAUAAAGGCCAUAGAAGAUGAGUAAAGAAAAAUGUCUGAUUUGUGAUGUGCAAAUAUCAUUUGAAUUUCUGAAUUCAUUUCUGCUUUAUAUUAAAAUAAUUUAUUUGAUCUGAUAUUUGGCAGUACAUUGUAGAAAUGGAAAGUUUUAUGAAAAACAAAUAAUCAAGUAACACUCAUGUAUGGCCCCAAUCCUAAAAUUGAGAACAUAUGCAUUUAUGACACAUUUUGACAAUGAAUAGUUAGUGUAGUAGACUUAGGUUCCCAGCAUUACUUUUCUAUUCGUAGCAAUAAUAUCAGAAACUUGCUAUUAUAGUCGAGAGUAAAUUUUACACAAUGGUCUUUCUCUGAUGUUUCUAUCUUUAUUAGUACAUGUAGGUCUCUGCCUAUGCAGAAAUUUAUGGAACUUUAUCAACAACUAUUAUCUGUUUUACAUAAGAAUUCAAUGUUUAAUAGAAAAGUUGAAAACAAUGUUAUUUAUAGAUAAUUUGAUCUCGUCCUUCGAGUUGGCACUGUACUAUGAACUACAGUUAAUACAUCAAUUCAUUAUACAUGUAAUGUAAAGUCGUUUAUUUCUGCAGGGGAUUUCAUUUUGUUGAUUUUAUCCAAAUCCAUCAAUUUAUAAUAAAUGUUUAAAUAAGUAUAGGUAUAUGUAUUGGGCUAUAUUUAUGAAAUCAAGUGUCUUCGGAAAAAAAUUUGUUGAGGAACCAUGAAAAUUGAACCCCACAAAAAUAUAUGAUUUUAUAGUCUACAAUUAUAUAUCGAAAUCCUUUUCCUUGGAAUCAGGAGUUGUGUAUUUCUAUUUAUUCAGCUGUUUCCUAAAAGGGUGAGGUUAAGAGAAUGUGUGUGUGGAUAUGAAUGUAAUUUCUACUAGAAAUUUAUACAACAUGGAUUCAAUUCCCUAGAAAGCUAUGAUCCCAUUACAAAAGUUUUCUUUUAUUAUUAGAAUGAGAAUUAUUGAAAUCUAUUUGAAAGACAACCUGAUUUUUCAACAAAGUAGGAAGCACUGACGUUACAAAAACACAAAACUAAUAAAGCCAGCAGGGCUGAAUUUGUUGGUGGGACAGGGUGAUCUCAACCCUGAGGAAACGGAUAAUAGUAAGCCUUGUGUUAACUAAUUUAAUUUUUCCCCAUGAGUUGACAUCCUCUUUGUAACAUUCAAGGGGUUGAACAAUUCUAUUACUCUCUUAAGAGGUAGGUGUAUGGGUAAUUCCAAUAAGUGUUAAACAUUUGUGUCUGCAUUCAUGUUCAGAAUUUCAAUAUCCUUGAUAGGUAGUGAUUGUCUCUUCUUCCUUACCUCUACAAUUUGCUUUAAAAAAUUACUAUGAAAUACAUUGACAAAUAAUGUAAAUUUCUGAACAAUAUUCAAAUUAAUUGAGAAUACAAGAAAUUAAUAUGUACUUGUAUACUUAAUAUGUGUUUACAAAUGUUUCAUUCCCAAAUUAGUUUACAUCAAUGUUCUACCAACCAAACUGAUACCAUUGUCUCAUGUUGUCUCCAGAUGGUCCUAUAUUGCAGACCUUCAGCUGAUAUCACAGUGAACAAAGAGGUUUCAUACAUAACACAUGAUAAUUGGAGAAAUGCAUGUGUCAUCUCUCCAUUAUCUCCCUUUGUCUUAUUGUGAAAACAUUUUCAACCUUAGUUUUUUAAAACGGCAUGAAUUCAAAUUGGUUUCAUUUGAAAAUUCUUUUGAUGCAUGUUAUUACAAUGUUUAUACCAUGUAUUUUUUUCAUUGCUUAUUCAGUUUUUCUCUCCAGUUUGUACAGGAGAUGUGUAUAAAUGUGUGUAUAUAAGAAUAUAUGAGGUGGGUAUACCGUUAAGUCAUUAAAAGAGGAUUACCUGAAAUCUGUGAUGUCUGUAUGCUCUUGACAGUUUUUAUGAAAAAUAAGUGUAUAUAUGUACAGCUUUUUUUUCUUUUUUUUUUCCAACUGGAAUACUGAUGCCAUGUUUUAUUAUGAAUCAUGUGUAGCUUGUGAUCUUGUUUUCAUCAUUUGAAUAUCUGGACGGGAAGGAAGUCUAGAUUUAGCAAAAUCACCCAUGGAGUUAUCAUAUUCUACCCAAAGAUACCAAAAACCACCUAAUUAUUCCUUUUCAUCAAGCAUGCUACUGCCUGUCACAGGCCACAUUAAACUGGUUAUCAUUUCAUGUGAUAUCAUCAGAGAACCAUACAAGAAGAUUUGGAAAACAUUCUCUACUUCUUAAAAACCCGCAAGCUCUGACAUGUAACCCAUUGUUGUAAGAAUGUUCAAAUUGUACAGCCCUGGUAUAUUCUAUUUAAACAAUACCUAUGUGUACAAAACAAACUGAUUCAGUAUCAAUGUCUUUUGCAAGUAUUAUUUGAUGAAUAGAUUGCAGCAGAUACGUUUAAUGGUACACAUGUUUUGUUUGAGCUUUUCUCAUACGAUGCACACUUAAGAUUUUUUCUGUCAAUAUUCUAGAUUUGUUUGCCUUUUACUUACCAUUACAGCCUGUUCGUGUAUUUUGUUUUACAUUACCUGGUACUUUGUAGAUAAGUUACACAUAUGUCUUCUGAAAUGUUCUUUUACUAGAAUAUUUGCAUAGAAAAUAGCACUGAUAAUAACCAAUUAUACAAAAAUACAUAUUUGUGAACUAGUUUUCAAGAGAAAUGGAAUAUGUAAUAGAUUUAACAAUAGAACUUUGAGUGUGUGUAUUUAGUUAUGUGUAACAUGACAGGCCUACAUGUGAUCAAUACAGUGCCUACCAAAACUUACACUUUUCACACCAGAGAUAUCCUAAGUAAAGCUAUAUUUAUUUUUCAAUUACGCAAAUUUCUUUUUAGGACUUUUUCUCCUGAAUCUCUUGGACUGCCAGCUGUUUGUGUGCAUCAGAUAUUUUCGAUUGUGAUAUUUUCGCAACAUCACCUUAGAAGUUAUCAGAACGAGAAACAUGCUUUUGAUAUGUCAUACUUUAAAUGAAUUCUUUUUUUUUAAAUUCUGUAUUUUUUAACAUCUUUUGAAAAUGAGUCCCCUCCUUAAAUUGAUCUGUAAUUUCAAGAAGCUGAGAAAACAGUUAUUUUAGUAAGUAGAACCAAUAAUGAUCACUGACAAAUCAACAUGUUUUUGGAUCAGUGGUACAAACAUUCUUGGUGUUAUCCAAAGCUUGGUGCAAAAUGGAUGCACUUUUCAAGACAGUCAUGAAAUGGACUGUUGUUUCCUUUAUAAAUUCUAUUUUCAAUGUAUUUCAUUUAUCAUAGUUUGGUUAAAUCAUUGAGAAUAGCGAGAAAUGAUAAAUACCCCAUCGAUAAUAAAAAUGGUCUCUGUAUGUUUUGAGGUUAUUUAAUAACCAAAAAAGCAAAAUUAUGUUGCAAGCUACUGUUGGAGGACAUUGAAAAAAUAAAGAUUUUACUGGUAUAAUCAUCAAAUAUUAUUUGUAUACCCCAUAACAUGUUUGUUAUUUCAUAUUGUGAUACAUGUGGUCAGACCAAAGAGCUUGUUCUCAAUACAGUGAUUAGCAAUGAAUGUUCACGUUGGUGUGCCUACAGAUCAGAUAUUAUCAAAUUUAAGAAGAUGAAACAUUAUUAAGGAUUAUAUGACCAAAACAACCUUUCUUCUUAUUUCACUUUUGAAAAUUCAAUGCAACUUACUAGUCCAUUUUGAUUGUUAAAUGUUUUAAUUGUUUGUCAUAUGAUGAGCUAAUGAUGGGCAAGCUAAGGUUGAUCUCUGACUGUAACAAGUAUGUGUUAGGUAGAUAUCAGUGCAGUCCAAGGAACAUGGUUUUUAUCUUGUUUUUACUGUAGGGACUGGUGUUAUUUUCAUUUUUUCUUCUUUUGUUUUUUUGUAAUUUGUGCAGAUUUCAAAGAAGUCUUUUGUUUUCACUCCUUUUGUAGAAACUGUGAAUGAAUAAGACCACUGAGUGUAUCUAUUUUGGCAGUCAAACUUUUCAGUAUAAAAUUUUGUAACAAUUACAAGAAGUGUAUUUCCUCUUAGUAUCUCCUUGAUUGAAUCAUAAUUCUGUUCUGAAACUAUUUGAAAAGCUUUUCAUGUGUUAUUGAAAAAAAAAGAUUGUUACAAAAGAUUUGAGAUGUCUCUACAAGCUCUUGUUAUUGAGUCUUGUUGAUCCUAAUGGCAACAUGCAUUACAAAAACCUGAAUACCAGAUAUUUUUAAGGAAAAUUAAGUGGACGCUGGUAUUCCUGUGAUAUUGGGUAACUUUUUUAGCCUGAGAGCACUGCUUUGUAAUAUUGUCAGUGUUUGCUGACCUGAAUUCCUCACAAUUUUAGUCUAGAAAUUUGCAGGUAUUGAAACAAAUUUCAAUCAGAUGAUCAUAUGUACCAUAAAGAGAAAAUCUUUCAUGCAAAUUAAAAUGAAAAAUAGGAAAUAUGGAUCAGUUAUAUGUGUUCACAUGAGGAAGUGUUUAAAAUUUCUUUUUGGAAUAAGAUCAGAAAGGCAUUACCAAAGUUUUUUAAUCAAGAUUAUUAAAAGGAUAAUUUCUUUUCCUUAAUGUAUUAUUGAAAGGUGUGGUCAUUAUUUCCUUGUAAGUUGAAUAGCUAGGUCCCUUCUAGGAGUCUGUUGAAGAUGUACAUACAGUUCAUUUUUGUUUUGUAGAUUAAAAUCUAAUGCUUUCUCUAAAAAUAUUUCUGAUUUGAACCUAAUCAUUUUGAAUAACAAGUUUCUAUUGCAUUGCUGGAUUUUCUUUAUUUUCUUCUAUGUGUUGACCAAAGCCAUAAUUGUGAAAGCUCUUGAUAACACUCAGAGACAAUGUUUUAAAACCUGGAAAAUAUAUAUAUUUCAGAGGACUCAUAUACAUGUUAACAUAUUCAGACCAGAACUACAUGGAACCCUACUUUUUCCCAAUAAAGUCAAAAGGAUUUGUAUUCACCAUUUGAAGACACCUUUACUUUUUGAGAAUCAAUACUAUCACAGCAGUUAAACGAUUUGUUUAACGAUCUGUUUCACAUUGUUUUUUUAUCCUUUUUACGCCACUGACUCUACUGAAGAAUCUCAUUGAUGCAGAUAAUCUGGACAUUUUCAGUUUCCACACACUUUCAUUUAAUAUUCAAAUAUAAUGGAAAUUUGUAAUUUGAGAUAUUAACGUAAAAUGUCCAGGAAUAUGAUCAAGGUUUCAUUGUGCUUAGAAAAAAGUGGCAGACAUGUUAGAAAAAAAACACCAAAGAUGUGAAACUGAUUGUGGAGCCUAGUUGCAGUGUACGAUCAUUAUAUAUCAUUAUAUCAGUGUAUAGCAUCAUACUACACUAGAGAAAGCCUGGAUACAGUAUGAAAGUACAGCUGCCAGAGUUUAUGUAGUGUUGUAUAAUGCUAUCCCAAUAUAUAUGGUGCUUAAAUGUGUUAAGAGUGAGGUCAAUACAAGUCAUCUUGUGGUCUCUUAACCUUCAAUAUGUUAAUGUAGUGGUUUUAAAACUUCCUGUUUUUAAACAAAGAAAUUUUAUUACCUUAGAUUACUGAAUUCUGGAAAUGUCGAGGAUAUUGAAAUAAAACAUUUUUAAAAUCA